Messenger RNA from Gordionus sp. m RMFG-2023, 2951 nucleotides. RefSeq names its product GMP synthase [glutamine-hydrolyzing]-like. The transcript is spliced from 19 exons. Gene Ontology annotation, biological process: GMP biosynthetic process. The coding region runs from base 92 to 2767 and encodes 891 amino acids. NCBI's taxonomy places the organism in Eukaryota, Metazoa, Nematomorpha, Gordioida, Chordodea, Parachordodidae. Gene Ontology annotation, cellular component: cytosol. Gene Ontology annotation, molecular function: GMP synthase activity; ATP binding; GMP synthase (glutamine-hydrolyzing) activity. The record is from RefSeq and is a predicted model, not a curated record.
UAAAAUCACAUUUUUCGCUUUUUAAUAUGUAUCGCAUUCAUAUUUAAUUUCAAUUCUAUUUUAGUAAAUUCUUUUAGAUUCCUAAAUUCCAAUGGUUCAUGAUAAAAUUGCAAUAUUAGAUGCUGGUGCCCAAUAUGGGAAAUUGAUAGAUAGAGCACUUAGAGAAUUAUGUGUAGAAUCAAUCAUUAUGCCUAUGGAUACUCCUCUAUCAGUGUUAUUAAGUGAUGUAAAAACAUCAGGUAAUCCAUUUAAAGCAAUUAUCAUAUCUGGAGGCCCAGGUUCUGUUUAUGAUACAUAUUCUGCACACUGCCAUCCUUCAAUAUUUAACUCAUUUGUCAGUCCAUCAUCAAACGAGUCAACAAUACCUAUUUUGGGAAUAUGCUAUGGAUUUCAAUUAAUAAAUCAUGUGUUUGAUGGUGUUAUACAACCUGCAGCCUCUAGGGAAGAUGGAGUACUACCAGUCAAAUUAGAUACUCAUUCUUUGUUAUAUAAAGGUAUAAAUGCUGACCAAAUGGUUUUAUUAACUCAUGGUGAUAGUUUGAUUGAAUUAGGAAAAGGAUUAAAAUCAAAUGCUCUUUCUGGUCCAUUAGUUGUAGGAUUAGAACACGAGAAGCACAAGAUAUACGGAGUUCAAUUUCACGUUGAAGUGGACCUGACCCCCUGUGGCAAGGAUAUUCUCAGGAAUUUUGUAUUCAACAUAGCUAAUUGUAAGCCCAACUUCACUCUCCCCAACAGGGAGUUGGCCUGUCUCGAAGAAAUCAAAAGCAAGGUCAAGAACGGACAUGUUUUGCUAUUGCUAAGCGGCGGUGUCGAUUCUUGCACGUGUUUAGCCCUGCUUAAAAAGUGUCUCAGACCCGAACAAAUAAUAGCUCUGCAUAUCGACAACGGAUUCCUGAGGCACCAAGAAAGCAUGCUCAUCGAGAAAAAUCUAUCCAAAACACUGGGAUUGCCAAUCAAAGUGGUUAACGCCUCUAACCGUUUCCUGCAAUACGCGCUUCCGUAUACAGACUUCUUUGAUAUGACUUACCCCGGGGUCAUGAAUUGCUGUUUGUCGAAGUUCAUCAACAAUUCCAACCUCAACCCUAACCACCCCAACUCCAACUUUAACUCCAAUAGUUCCGUGUCGAUCAAGAAUCGAAACUCCAUAUCCAUUAUAGAUGACGCUUUUGAUACCGAUUCUACGACUUUCGACCCCGCCAUCAAUUGCUGCUGUUGUUGCGCUUGCUGCGAUAAGGAGACCAAUACCAAAAUGGUGUGCCGUACGUUCAAUAUGAUAGGCCGAUUGAAUCCCAAGGGUGGAGAUAACCACAAUAACAGUCCUCCGCCUAGCAGCGAAAAUGGGUUAGAUGGAGCUAAUAUAGAAAUAAAACAUUGCGAAUGCUGCUGCGCUCACAAAUCGCCCAAAAUGGUGGACGUUUGUCGAUGCUGUGCCAUUAAUAUGACGGCCCUCAAAAAUCCCGACAACAAAUCGCUGAAUCCCCCUUCACGAGCCGUGGAGGAAGCCUUGGUUAAAAUGGGAAUGGGACCUCACUGCUUCAAGAAUUACGAUGGGAACAUCAUGCUAAAGCCCCUAUGCAAAGUGGUCAAUCCGGAGAUUAAGCGGAGGAUCAUAGGGGACAUAUUUGUUCAGGUAGCCGAUGACAUUAUCAGCGAAAUGAAAUUAGAUGUCAAUAACGUUUAUUUCUGCCAAGGAACAUUAAGACCGGACCUGAUCGAGAGUGCGAGUCAUUUGGUGAGCUCGAAGGCGUCGGUUAUAAAAACGCAUCACAACGACACCAAGCUCAUGAGAAUGCUGAGAGCUCAGGGUAAAGUGAUCGAACCUCUCAAAGAUUUCCACAAGGACGAAGUCAGAUCCUUGGCUCGAGACUUGAAAUUGCCUCAGGAAAUCGUGGAACGGCAUCCAUUCCCGGGCCCUGGCCUUGCCAUCAGGAUAAUCUGCGCCAUGGAACCUUUCAUCGACAAGACUUUCACCGAAACCAACUUUGUGCUCAAGUUACUCGUUCAGGUUUUGCCUGAGGAAUAUCCCAAGAUUUGCCACUCUAAUACGAUAGUUCAAAAACUGAGGGAUACCCUGACAAGCAACGAUCAGGCGACAUUGGUGGCCAUCUUGAAAAACGAUAAGAACGUCAAAUAUUCGGCCAUAUUGCUUCCCGUUAAAUCCGUAGGUGUUCAGGGUGAUAAAAGGAGUUACAGCUACGUUUGCGCUCUUUCUUGUUCCGACGACUCAAACGCGUCGUCUGACGCAGCGUUCAUCCCUACGGAUUCUAAGUGUUUGAAUUGGGAUCAUUUGUUUUCCCUUGCUCAAAUUAUUCCAAAAGUAUGCCAUAAUAUCAACAGAGUUGUAUACGCUUUCGGCCCCGAAUGUAAACUCCCGGUUACGGAAAUAGUUCCCACUUUGGUGACUCCCAAAACGCUGGGCACGCUCAGGUUAGCCGACUACGUAGCCCACGAAUGCCUACACCAUUGUGCCCCCGGACCUAACAGGGAACAGAUUAAAAAGAUCGGUCAAAUGCCUGUUGUCAUGCUACCUUUGCAAUUGGAUCCCACGCCACCCGUAUCGGGUGAUGAUCCGGUCCUUAGAUGCAUAGUGCUUAGACCUUUCGUGAGUGCCGACUUUAUGACCGGGGUAGCUGCGAGACCCGGCGUUCAUUUACCCUUUCAGAUCUUGGACGAAAUGGUCGAUAAAAUAACGAACACGGUGGAAGGGGUUUCGCGGGUUUUAUACGAUUUAACUGCUAAGCCUCCCGGGACGACGGAAUGGGAGUAAGACAAUCGCCUCAGUAAUCCCUAAAUUUACAGAAAUAUUUUAAAACAAUAUUCUAUACUCCUCUUCUUCGUUUUUUUUAAAAAUAUGAUUAUAAAACACAAUGCUUGACUUUAAUAAAGGUAUGUUAUAAUAAUUAUUACUGUAGCUCGAUAUUACGAUAAUAUUUUGUAUAUAAAGCAUAUUU